Pistacia vera is the source of this 402-nucleotide messenger RNA. Its product is annotated as probable glutathione S-transferase. Lineage: Eukaryota; Viridiplantae; Streptophyta; Magnoliopsida; Sapindales; Anacardiaceae. The annotation marks the transcript as partial. Gene Ontology annotation, molecular function: glutathione transferase activity. The record is from RefSeq and is a predicted model, not a curated record. Gene Ontology annotation, cellular component: cytoplasm. The transcript is spliced from 2 exons. Gene Ontology annotation, biological process: glutathione metabolic process.
AUUGUUCAGUACAUUGGUGAGGUUUGGAAGGAUAAAGCUCCUUUGCUCCCCUCUGAUCCUUAUGAGCGAUCUCAAGCUAGAUUAUAUGAUGCGGGGAGGAAGACAUGGACCACAACAGGCGAAGCGCAGGAGGCCGCAAAGAAGGAAUUCAUUGAAGUAAUCAAUACCUUGGAAGGGCAGCUCGAAGACAAUCCUUAUUUUAGAAGCGAGACCUUUGGGUAUGUCAACUUAUCUUUGAUCCCUUUAUAUUGCUGGUUUCACGCAUAUGAGACGUAUGCCAAGUUCAGUGUAGCAGCAGAGUGCUCCAAAUGCAUUGCGUGGGCUAAGAGAUGUAUGCAGAAGGAAAGUGUUGCAAAGUCACUCCCUGAUGAGAAGAAAAAUUUGGGAUUUGUUGCAAUUUAG